AUGCUGCGACUUGGACAGCUCGCCGUGACUCUCUUGGCGCUCGUUUCGAGCGCGACGGCGUGGCGCCGCCUCGAGCGCGCCCACGGAGCGGACACAAUGGAUCUGCGCAUUCAACUGCAGGCCGAAGCGGACCUCGCUGCGCAGCUCGCGGCCGUCUCGGAUGUUACGUCGGCUACGUACGGCCUGUACCUCUCGAACCUGGACACGGUGGUGCGGCCAAGCGACGAUGCUGUCGCCACGAUGCAAGCCUUACUCGGCAAGUACAACCCCGACGUGAGCCGCGCGGGCGACCUCUGGCGCGUGACGCUGCCGGUCGCGGACGUCGAAAUGCUCUUCGACACCAAAGUGCACGCCUACAGCCUCGAAACGCAUCGUAUCUUGCGCGCUUCCAACGGCGUUGUGAUUCCCGACAGCAUUGCGGCGCAUGUUGUUCUGAUUGACGGCCUCGACCGCCUGCCUCGAACCAAAGCGCGUGCGUCGCGCCGGCGGCUGCAAUACGGCGGUAACAAUCCGCUCGCGAGCGUUGUUACGAUCGAGACGCUCCAGGAACAGUACCGCUUGCCCAAGGAUCUCGACAGCAGCUACGACGGCAAUGGCAUCGUCAUUGGCACCUUCCUGGAAGAGACCUACAUGGAGACAGACAUCGAGUCGUACUUGGGCGUGAACGGCCAAGCGCCGCUUUCUGUGAUGCCCGCACAGCGCAAUUGCAUCGGGAAUGGCACCGGCAAGACCGCAACAAGCGAAGCCUCGUUGGACGCGCAGCUCAUCGCGGGGCUUACACGGAACAACGCCACGACUGUUCUCUGUUACAACGAGCUGCGCCUUCCUGACGAGCCCGCGUCAGACGCCAACCAAGAGCCUUUUCUUCGCUUUAUGCGCGACGUCAACGCCCUCGAGCCAGCACCGAGUGUCGUCUCCAUCAGCUAUGCCGACGACGAGUGUGCUCUGCCGCUCUCCUAUCGCAAUGCCCUCGAUCUCGAAUUCAUCAAGGCCGGACUCCGGGGCACAACCAUCGUUGUCGCGAGUGGCGACAAUGGCGUCGUUGGCAGUCGAUACCUCGAGGAUUUCGGCCCCAAGCUCUGCGCCAAGUACCAGCCUAGUUAUCCGUCGUCGUCGCCGUACAUUGUGUCAGUGGGCGCAACCGUCAACGUCGGCGGCAAGGAGACUGGCCUCUCGAUCCGCAACGGAGGCGCCAUCACGACCGGCGGUGGCUUUAGCGCCGACAGCCCGCGGCCCUCGUAUCAG
Saprolegnia parasitica CBS 223.65 is the source of this 1245-nucleotide messenger RNA. RefSeq lists its product as hypothetical. Gene Ontology annotation, biological process: proteolysis. The annotation marks the transcript as partial. NCBI's taxonomy places the organism in Eukaryota, Oomycota, Saprolegniomycetes, Saprolegniales, Saprolegniaceae. The transcript has 5 exons. The record is from RefSeq and is a predicted model, not a curated record. Gene Ontology annotation, molecular function: serine-type endopeptidase activity; tripeptidyl-peptidase activity.